This is a messenger RNA of Linderina pennispora, 2226 nucleotides long. RefSeq lists its product as uncharacterized. Lineage: Eukaryota; Fungi; Kickxellomycota; Kickxellomycetes; Kickxellales; Kickxellaceae. The transcript is spliced from 6 exons. The coding region runs from base 1 to 2226 and encodes 741 amino acids. The record is from RefSeq and is a predicted model, not a curated record. Gene Ontology annotation, molecular function: metal ion binding.
AUGCUACCAGUCUUCCUGGACCAUGUUCUUCAUCCUCUACUAUCCGACGACCAGUUCGUAACUGAAGUCUACCAUUUCGACGCUGAUGGCAAGGAGCGAGGUGUCGUUUUCAGCGAGAUGGUUAUGCGCGAGAAUGGUAGAGAUAUUGCGACGCUGACAAACCAGGAGGUCAUCGACUACCAUCGCAAAUUCUACGAUGCCAACAACAUCACAGUUCUGCUGGUUGGAUCUUUCAGCGACUCAUUCGAGAGCGUUCUUCAGCAGCUACCUGCCGAUUUGGUAACCAGUGGCGGCUGUGAUUCACGCAAGCCUGUCGAGUGUCCUGAGCCUGUGGGUGAUAGGUGGUCGGAGUACAUCAGGUUCCCUUCGGCAAGUGCAGACACAGGGUCGUUUAAAUUCGGGUGGCGUGGCCCGAUGCCUGAUGAUGCUGUGGCCAUUACAGCCUUGGAGAUUCUGCUGAGAUACCUGACUGAAGGCUAUUUCGAGAGUCUGCUCAUCCAAGAGCUCCAGCGACUAUACGAUUCCAAAUUCGAUGGAAAUGCCGGUGCACUGAGUCAAGCUGCAAAGGAGUACCGCCAAUCCUUCGCAAUGGGGCUUGAGGACAGCCCUCUCCAGAAACUAGAGACCACCCUGAUUCGUGAUGUCACUGCAUCUCACUGGUCAUCUAGCAGCGAGUUUCGUGUCGGGACAUAUGCUCGGGUGUUCGAUGUCAUCGAUGAGCUUAUUCAGAAACCAGUCGACUUUUGGUUGGAUCUGCUCAAGAGGUUCAUCGACACGCGUGUGUAUUAUGUAGCAGCAGUGCCGGAUACAGAGCUGGGAAAGAAGCUCGAGCAGGAGCGUCGCGAUAUCGAGCAGAGGAAUGCGCAGUCGAUUUCUGACAAGGACAGGCAUACACGGCGUAUCGAGAGGGCAGUUGAGGCUAGCAAGCUGAGCAUUCCAGAUGAGCUGAAGCGCAGUAUUCAUAUCCCGGAUGCACAGAAGAUUUCCAGCCUGCCACAUGUACAUGAGGUUGUAGAGCUGGCAACACCGAUCGGUCCUGCAGCUGUUGUUCAGCUAAUCGAGCUUGAGACCGCGUUCCCUGCACUAAGCCUCAGCAUUCCUCUUCAAAACCUGCCUGAUAGCCUCUUUGCCUACGAUGGUGACAUAUCUGAUACAGCCCGCCGUGUCAGCUGCACGGAGUUUGAUCGCCAACUAGCUGCCACCACUGUGUCCAAGUGGGCAUACAUCGUGCCAAACACCGAUAUAUUCUAUGUGUAUCUCAAGUCGACGCAUGAGAAUGUUGAUGUAGCCAGCAACUUGCUUGUUCGGGCACUGCUGUUCGCUGAUUUUACAGCCGAGCGUACCUUGACCGUCGCACAAAAGCUCCUCAGCAACAUCGCUAACCAAAAGCUACUCAGCGAUUGCAUGCUCAACGAGAUAACAUGGCAUUUUAGCGCGCAGGAUCCCACCAACCGUUCUCGUUGGGGCGUCAUCAAGUCUCUGGAUUCUGGCGAUACAAGGAUUGUGGAUCAGCUGAAUGAGCUCCAGAGCUAUAUUGCCAAUGGAAUGGGAGGAUUUUGGACAUUCACGUUCUCCAGCGGCCAGCGCGAGAAAAAAAUGAGGUCCAUCGACAAGCUUGCCCAAGACUGGCAGGACUGCUUUGGAAGGCCGUUCGAUGAGCAGCUGGCAGAUCUCCCUGGCAUCGACUACUACGCACUUGAGGUCUUGAUCUCAGUGCUUCAGCGCAGCGGCGGACCCUUGUACAAUGCGAUUCGCAGCAAAGGCCUUGGAUACACACCUUCCUUCUGGCAGGAUAUGGUACCAGGUAUGCUUUUAUUUGUUGUUGACCGGGCAUCAGACGCAUCCAAGGCCAUUUUGGAAAUGCGAGCACUCGUAUCUGGUGUCGGCGAGCACUGGGACAAAUAUAUCACCGAGUUCGAGAUUGCUAUGGCCAAGUCAGAGAUGGUGUGUAGGGCCACAGAUUCAGAGUGCUCCCCCCACCUGCAGACAUUCUAUUGCUAUGUCAGUAAUAUUCUCGGGUUUGCGUCGGCAAGCCAGUAUACUGUUUGGAAAAAUGCCCACAUCAGUGCAGUGAAGGAUGCCGACCUGCGACGCGUGUAUGACCUCUAUCUGAAGAGGUUUGUGACCCCUGGUCAUCCACUGCUUACGGUUGUUCUGACUCCUUCUGGCACUGAGAUUUCUGCUGAGCUGGGCAAGUUCGAGGUCAAGAUGUUGGACGAGCUUUAA